This is a messenger RNA of Papilio polytes (common Mormon), 2619 nucleotides long. RefSeq names its product nucleobindin-2 (gene NUCB1). Gene Ontology annotation, molecular function: calcium ion binding. NCBI's taxonomy places the organism in Eukaryota, Metazoa, Arthropoda, Insecta, Lepidoptera, Papilionidae. Gene Ontology annotation, cellular component: extracellular exosome; endoplasmic reticulum-Golgi intermediate compartment. The record is from RefSeq and is a predicted model, not a curated record. The transcript has 10 exons. The coding region runs from base 168 to 1982 and encodes 604 amino acids.
UCAUUUCUGUGACGUAAUUUGGACACGUCAAUACCAAGAAAUUAAAAAGGUGCAUCAUAAAACGAAUUCAUAAGACGAUUGAAGAUUCAUUAUAUAAAACUGUAGCAUCACAGUCGAAAUCGUUUAUGCUGAAAUAAAUACGUAUAAGUGUUAUAAAAACAACUACAAUGAAGAUCAAAGGAAGUAUAAUUUGUCUACUAGUGAUAUUUCACUGUUCAUAUGCACCUCCAGUUUCUCAAGAUAAGUCUAAGGAACAAGAUAGUGAAAUAAAGGAUGACCUGGAGGAGUAUAUGGAAUACCACAGAUAUUUAAAAGAAGUAGUUCAAGCUCUGGAAAGUGAUCCAGAUUUCAGAGAGCGGUUGGAAAAAGCUGAUGAAGAUGAUGUAAGAUCUGGAAAGAUAGCCGAACAACUGGAUUUUGUCAAUCACAAUGUUAGAACUAAAUUGGAUGAAAUUAAACGACGUGAAUUGGAUAGACUCCGCCACCUAGCUACUAAACAAUUUGAAUUAACUAAUGAUCUUGAAAUAAAUACUGGAAAAAUACCAUCAAAUGAGCAUUUAGAUCAUGAUAAUCCUCAUACAUUUGAAAUUGAAGAUCUAAAGAAGUUGAUAAAGAAAACAACAUCUGAUUUAGAAGAGGCUGACAAGCAGAGAAAGGAAGACUUCAAGAAAUAUGAAAUGCAAAAAGAAUUUGAUAAGCAUCAAAAACUUGAGGCAAUGGAUGAGGUUCAUAAGAAAGAAUAUAUGGAGAAAAUGAAGCAAGAGGAAGAGGAAAGGAAACAUCAUCAACCAUUACAUCAUCCUGUGACCAGAGAACAGUUGUUAGAACUAUGGAAAAACGCCGACCAUAUGGAUAAAAAAGAUUUCAACCCAAAAGCAUUUUUCAUGAUGCAUGACGUUGACGGGAACGGUGUCUGGGAUGCUGACGAAGUUAAAGCACUAUUUAUCAAGGAAUUGGACAAAGUUUACGGGCCGGGAGGUCCAAAUAAGGAUCUGCAUGAGAGAGCUGAAGAAAUGGAGCGAAUGCGAGAACAUGUAUUCAAAGAGAACGACCGCAACCGAGACGGACUUAUCGACUUCCAUGAGUUCAUGACUGAGACGCAGAAGGCUGAUUUCAAUCAAGAUGAAGGUUGGAAAUCUAUAGAUGAAAAUCAAAUUUACACGCAAACUGAAUAUGAGGAAUUUGAAAGACGAAGACUUGAAGAACUGAGAUACCUGCAGCAACGUGGUUUGGUUGAUGCUCAUGGUAGACCAGUCCCGGGUGCCCAGCAUCAAAUUCACCAAGCAUACCAGCAACAACAAGCCUUCCAACAACAACAACAAUUCCAGCAAGCCCAACAACAAGGAUACCAAGGCCACCAGCAAUAUUAUCAGGGACAUCCUCAAGGACAACUGCCUCCGCAAUAUGCACCAGGUCAAGCGCCCCCAGGCUUUCAUCCUAAUCCGGUACCACAGGGACAACCCCAAUUCCAAGGUUACCCGCAAGGUCAAUUCCAAGGACAACCUCAGGGUCAAUUCCAAGGACAACCUCAGGGUCAGUUUCAAGGACAACCUCAAGGUCAAUUCCAAGGACAGCCUCAAGGACAGUUCCAAGGACAGCCACAAGGUCAAUUCCAGGGUCAGCCUCAAGGACAGUUCCAAGCCCACCAGGGUCAACCCCAAGGUCAACAAGGACAGGCACAAGGACAACAGCAUCCUCCAGCACAAAAUCAACCAGGAAACUUGAACCAGCCUCCGCAAGCACAGAACGUGAAUCAAGCAUCUCAGCAACAGGCUCCAAAAGUUGAUUCCCCCAUCCAAGGCCAGUCUCAACCGGUUCAAGGUCAGAGUGGUCAAACCCAAACGAACCAAGUACAAGGCCAAGUUCCACCUCAAGGUCAGAACCCUGGACAAGCUUCGCAAGGUCAAAACCAAGGACAACCUCCUCAAGGUCAAGCACCUCAUGUUCAGGCCCAACCGCCUAAUGUAAUAGUUAAUCAUUAAAAUACUAUGAAUGCUAUAUUCUACGCAUAUUAAUCACAUCACAGCUACUCGCAAAUUGGUGCCAAAUUAUAACCUCUUUGUUAUAUCUCAUACUCACUUUUAUAAUUAUUUUAUGAUGCACGAAUGUUUUAACUUUGCCAGAUUUAAUUAGUCAAGCUGUGUCUAACUAACGAAGAGUUAGUAUAGUAUUAGCGUUAAAUCUGAUUCUAUUUGACUGGAUGUUGAUUAUUAACAAGUUAUUUAUUUAAAAAGCCUGAAAUCCCGACUGAUUUGAAUCAAUAAAACACAACAUUUGGCGUAAGUUGAUUAGAAAAAGGAUAUAUAUAAAAAUAUUUAAGUCGGGAAAUUACGUUAAACAUAAUAUUGUAAUAUGUCAAAAAUGUUUCUCAUUUAAUAUUAAUUUGAAUGUUGAUAAUUUAGUCAUAGUUUUCUGCCACUAUAUUUUGAAUUAAAAAGCAAAGUAAUUUGUUAUGUAUGUUUGUCGGUUUGAUAUAUGUUGUAUGUAAUGUGAAAUAUAUAGUUCAAAAAAAUCUAGUAAAGUUAUUGAUUCGUAUUUGCAUGUGCGUUGCCAAACUGUAAUGGCUUAGAGAAUUAGAAAAUACUGGCUAUCGUAUUCUAUAAUAAAUUAUCAAUAACA